GGUGGGGUGGGAGGUACAAGCUCGGUAGGAGAGAAUAAAAAACAGAGCAGUUGCCGAUGGAGAAGCUGGAGGAGAGAAGUGGGAGAGAGAUAAGAAGACAGAGGAGAGAGGGAUGGAAACAAGGAGCAGAAUUUGGUGAUCUUACUAUGGCUGAAUCACUAAGUGAAGUUUCUGGCAGUGUGGAAGUUCUGGAGGCCAGUGAUGAGGGAAAGAAGAAAUCCAAAUUUAAAGCCUUGAAGAGUUUUUUUGGCAAGAAGAAGAAAAAAGAGCCCGAAGAGGCCCAGGGAGAGAGGAGGCUCCAACCAAGCUUGUCCAGCAGCAAUAUCAACAUCUCUUCUCUGAAGCCAAUUCAGGAAGAUCAACAAAGCAAGCCGAGGGCCAAGAGCAGCAUGAGGAUCAAAGCCCUGUCCCAUGACAGCAUCUUCACUUUGGAGACUGAACCUAAAAGAUCAGCAAGCAAAACAUACCCCUCUCCUGAUGUCCAGAGAGGCAGACCUCUGCAGAGAUCUCAUGGUUUUAGAACUCUGCCUAGAGCUGGGACUGGUAGUAUGCAUGGAGCUGUGUUUGGAGCCAUGCCCCGAAAUGUGCCCAAGAGCACUGAGAUCCCACCACUGCGCCCACGCCAGGCCAGCAUCAGCCCACCUCUUAUCCAGUCUGACACAAUCUCUAAGGACUCUGAAGAAAGCUCUGCUGAUGAAGAGUCACCUAAGAGCCCACGAAAGAAGGUUUCAUCAUACAAGGUCAUGACAUUGAAGAAGAGAUCCUUUCGGCCCUCAUCUGGACCCAUUCACUCACAGUCCUUGAACACGAUUGCCAGGCUCCCCUCUUCCAGAAGCACCCGGGUGCCUGUCGGUUUCAGCACCCCAGCCACCACCCAAGGCUGUUUGGAUUCUUCAGCUGCUCGACACAAGAUGGCUUUAAACCCCCGGAAACAAAAGAAGAAGAGCUUUCAGGUGAAACCAAAGCAAGAGGAGUCAAGCCUUCCACUGGUUUCUGAAGAAGAGAAGAGUACAACCAUACCAAAAGAAGCUGACCAAAGGAAGCCGAAAAGAGACAGUGCAGGUCCCUCAAGCCAGAAACAGAGCAACAGAGCUGAGAUUUAUGAAAAGAAGACAACAGAUCAGGCUGCAAACAAAGAUGCCGCUGGGAGUCAGGGCUACCCACUUUCCCCAGCAUACGGAAGGCGACGUGGAAGAAGAGGAUUAAGUACUUUGGGGAUGAAUGAGCGUGGAUCCAGAAGAAGAAGCUUUAAACAAUCCAGUAGAGCCCUUGGCCUAGGUGACAGAGCUGGGUCCCCACCUGCUGAUAAGACCUCCAGGGACAGCCCUGUCUGGCAUCUGCCCUUGGAGAAGCAAGUUGUAGAGCAAUGCACAACUCCACAAACAGAAAGUGCUGCGCCGCUGGAGCUGUUUUCAGAUAAAAACGACGUGGGAAGGAGAAAUGCCGGUGUAGACUUUGAUGCCAGAAAAGCAUCAGCAUCACAGUCAAUACCUGAAGACCUGCAAGAGUCCAUGGUCACUGGUCUCUCACCAUACCAUGAAGAUGGGGCUUCUGGAGCCAAGAAGACGGAAGCCAGAGCUGCUCUCUCACCAGUGGUAGAAAACCUUUCCACAACCCAAGAUGUCAUUUUCUCAGUGCCAGUGAAGGAUCAGGUGUUUAUGGACCCUUCUGACAUCCAGUCAGAAGAGGAAGGAGCUUCCAGCUUUGAUCGGAAGAGUGUCCGAUUUAAAGUGAAGUCAGCUCAAAAUCCCUGCAGAGAAAAGCCUCCUGGCAAUGUUCUCCAGGCCUUCACAGCCAGAGUUUCAGGUACAGUGAGUGCUUUGGCAGACAGAGGCUCUUCUGCAGAGGGGAAGCCUCCCAGAAGCUUUUCCCGGUCCUUAGGGAAGCCGAGGCCUGAAGCAGUCGCCUCAGAUUCAGAGAGUACUUCCGAGGCAGGGAGCGGUGCUGAGCAGCGGCGGGCUCCCAGGUAUUCUUCCCGGUCCUUGGGGAAGUCCAAAGGUGGCCGAGAAGUCUUCGCAGAAUCAAGUUUUGUCGAGCACGUGAGCACUUCUGAUGAGCAGCUGGUUCCCAGGCGUGCUCCCCAGGCUUUGGGGGAGUCUGAUGAUGACCCCUCCACAGGAUCAAGUAGCUAUGUUGAAAAGUACAACAGUGCUGAGGACUGGAGCAGCUCUGAGGAAGAUCUGCCUCCCAGGUGCCCUUCCCAGGCCUUGGGGAGGCCCAAAGACCAAGAAGAAGUCUCCUCGGUUUCAAGGAAUGCACCUGAAGUUUCGGGUGUUUCUGUGGAGCAGAUGCCUCCCAGGCGCCCAUUCCAGUCCUGGGUGAGCCCUAAAUUACAGCAACAAGCCUCUGUGGGUCCAAAGAGCGCUGCCGGGGAGUGGGACAUUUCUGUGGAGCCGCUGCCUCCUAGAGUGCCUUCCAAGCGCCUGAUGAGGCUGAAAGUUGAGCAACCGGUCUCCGCAGGUCCAGAAGUUACUACUAGUGAAAGGAUCACUUCCGUGGAGCUGCUACCUUCAAGACAUCCUUCUCAUCCCCCAACGAAACCAAUAGCUGAGCAAGACAUCUCUGCCGGUCCAGAGAGCACAGCUGUGGAGGGGAACAUGUCUAGGAAGCUGCUGCCUCCCAGACGUCCCUCCCAGGCUCUGGUGAGACCAGUCGUGGAGCACCAAGUCUCCUCCGGUGCGGAAAGUGCCAUGGUUGAGAAGAGCGUUUCUAUGGAGCUGCUGCUUCCCAGACAUCAUUCUCAGCCCCUGAUGAGACCUCUAGCCCAGCAACACGUCUCUGCAGGUCCAGAGAGUGCUGUGGCAGAAGGGAGCAUUUCUAGGGAGCCUCUGCCUUCUAAAGUUCUUGCCCAGCCCUUGGUGAAUGCUAAAGCUGAACACAAUGUAUUUUCAGAUUUGGAGGGUGUUUCUGCUGAGCAGAUUAUUCCGGUGGAGACACUGCUCCCCAAAUAUUCUCCCCAGUCCUUGACAAAUCCUCAAGCCCAGAAAAUCUCAGAGAACACUGCUGUAGAGGAGGGCAUGUUCGGGGAGCUGCUGCCUCCCAGACACAGCUUCCAGCAGUCCUGGGUGAGCCCCAAAUUUGAGCAACAAGCCUCUGCGGGUCCAGAGAGCGCUGCCAUGGAGUGGGGCAUUUCUAUGGAGCCACUGCCUCCCAGAGUCCCUUCCCAGCCCCUGGCGAGGUCAGUAGUCAAACAAGCAAUCUCUGAAGGUCCAGAGAGUGUUGCUUCUACCGAGCUGCCGCCUGCCAAACAUUCCUGGUCCAUUGUGAGACGUAAAGUCCGGCAGAUGUCAAGUUUGGAGAGCGCUGCUGUCGAGGUGGGCAUUUCUGGGAGACCACUGCCCCCUAGACAUCCUGCCCAGGUGGCAAAAAAGUCUAAAAUUCAGGAAAUGUCCUCACGUCUAGAGAGCAGUACUGGUGAAGAAGACACAUCUAAGAAAAUGGUGCUUUCCAAGCGUCCCUCCCAGUCGUUUGUCAAGUUUAUGGCCCAGCAAAUCUUUUCAGAGAGUCCUGCUGUUGAGGAGGGAAAUUAUGUGGAUCCUCCAUUUUCAAAUCCACCUUCCAAAUCUAUGUUGAGGCCAAAAGUCGAGCACCAAGUUUUCUCAGGCUGGGAGAGUGCUGAUACCGAGGGAGGCACUUCUUCCAAGCUGCUGCCUAUGAAAAGCUCUCUGGAGGGCUUGAGGAGGCCGGAAGGCUCGCAAGAGGUUUUUGCCCAUUCGGAGAGUGGUCAUGUGAAGUGGAGCAGUUCUAAGGACCAGCAGCCUCCCAGACACCUUGCCCAGGCUUUGGGGAAGCUGGAGUACCAGCAAGAAAUCUCCUUGGCUUCUGAGAGCUCUCGUGGAGAAUGGAGGCGUUCCGAAGAGCAGCUGCCUUGCAGGCGCCCCUUCCAAGCUGAGGAUGAGGCUGAAUUUCAGCCACAGACUUUCUCGACAGGCCCAGUGAGUGCACCUGCGGAGGAGAGAGGUUCGGAGGAGCGCCUGCCUCCCAGACACACCUUUCAGGCUCUUGCAGACCCUGAGUGUCAGCAACAGGUUUAUUCAAGUUCUGUGAGUGCUGCUGCUGAGGAAACCAUUUUUGAGAGCAAGCCUAGCUGCUGGUCCCUACCGAGAGACCCCACUUCUCCAAACAAAACCAAGAAACGCAGCCAAAGCUCUGAAGACCUCGUUAAGAACACCCCGACUCCUGCUACCAAACCUGUGAAGUUCACCGUCACUCCUGCCUGGCAAGCAUCCAUUUCUGGAGGCACUUAUUCUAAGGAGGAAGCUCUUGGGAGUGGUGCUCAAAAUAACAGUCAUUCAAAUUCAUCCACCAAUGGGGCUGAUGUUGAAAAUCUUUUUGGAGUCCGACUGAGAAGAACCUCUUCCUCACAAAAGGGUAAGAGUGGGAAACAAGAUUUUACCAAGCAUCCUUCGCACUCCUUGGGCCCAAUUUCAUCUUCCAUAGGUAGAGGACAGCAAAUCAGAAGAAGGGCUUCCACAGGGCUCCUGGGCAGCGCACAGAGCCUCCCCACAACAUCUAACUUUGCAGAGAGGCUACAGAGGAGGCCCAAAUCUGAAAGCAUGGGCAAGAAGCAACCCGCUUACAGGACCCCAGGAAAAGCUCCUGGUCAACAGUCAGAUUGUGCCACCUCAGAGCCAGCUUGGAUAACCAUGGUGAAGCAGAAGCAGGGGAGUUUCCAGGCCAACAUUCCUGCAAACGAGCCCAAAACCAAGAAUAGAGCUGGAGCCAAGCCUGAGACUAAGGAGCCUAGAUAUUGGAGAGCUGGCCUUGCAAAUGAAAACCAAUCAAGACGGAUUUUCAGUUCCAAUGUCAAUAGACAGGAGAAAAUGGUACGGAUGAAGCUACCUAAGUCUACCAAAGCAGGAUUUGAAGAUGAUAAGAUAUUUCAAGUACAUUCUAUGAAGAAGGAAACCAGAAGGUCUUCCACUCUCCCAGUCACACUACAACAGCCGGUUGAGCCAGCUGAGCCAGUCUGGUUCUCCCUGGCCAAGAAGAAAGCCAAAGCAUGGAGCCAGAUGGCAGAAAUCAUUAAAUAAAUAGCUCCUGGGUGGAGUAUCAGCAUUUCAAAUGAUAAUUGCCAAUAGCUGUUAUUAAUGCCACAUAGUGAUUUAUUUACUGUAACCAUUUGUAUUAAGCAAAGGAGCCUUAAAAUGAAAAUUAAAGCUAAUAAUUAUCUGAAUGAAACAAAUGCCGUAAAUGUGUAACCUUCAGUAGAGUCACUGCCAGCAUCUGAAAACCCAGAAUUUCCUCUGUGAAAACUAUGUAAAAUGUUUGCACUUCUGUCAAAUUGAGAAGUCUUUAACUUUGGACAAUGUGCUUUUAGAAGGGAGAAAGCGAAAACAUUUUGUUGGAGCAACUAAGAGGUAGUCAUUUCCCUUGAUCAAGUAAAUUCAUUCUAAUGGAAAUGUCCAGAUGAUUUGGCCCAAGGAUUGGCUUUUAGGUUCUAUGAGCCUAGUUUGAUGCUUCAGUUUUUUGGUUGCUGCUCCAAGCUUUGCAAAGCCCCUAAGAAGAGGUGGUAGAAGUGAAAAUCCUGGGUGUCCAAGAAAAUUUUUGCACAGCCAGUCCCCCAAUCAGCCCACUGCCCUUUGAAACACCUUCUUUGUAUCUGUGAGGGCCCCCAAUGCCUACAAUUUAUACAGAGCUCUCUCUGCACCUGCCCUAUGUCAACCUGUCACAGGUCUGGCAGCAGUGAGCACCUUCCUAUGAGGCAGACCAUUCCUUGGGGAUUCUCGUACUCCUCUGGAUGGUUAGUCCAUCAGUGUUUGACCUUUUGCCCCAGUGCCACUGUGACCCUCUCCAGUUGCUCAGACAUGUACUGCAUGUCACAUAUAUCCUGUUUUUUAACCUAAGACCCUGUUGAAAUUCAAACUUCUACAGAUGCUGAAAGCUGUGCUUUCAAUCAGGCAGAUGGAAAGCCUUCCGCAGAGGAAGUCUGGGGCCACUGGAGAGCUGUCUUACACACUGGCUCCAGCCUUAAGAUGGAGACCUCCACAUAGUCCAGUUUCUUGUCACUUUCCCUCAGCAGCCUCUGUUUCACAAGAUUUUACCCCAAAGCAAGACUGCAAUUCUAAAGCCAUAGAACAAUUAACUUUCUGCUAACUGGAAGCCCAAGGUGAUUAAAUCAGCCUUUCCUUGCCCUUAUUCCUAGGGGCACACACCCCAAAAGUCACUAGGCUAGACAGCCCUUGCCUCCCCAGUGAACCACUCACCCCAAGUCCUUUCCCUCUGUUCCAUCCCCUAGACACACCAAGCACUAAGGGAGAGCUCCCUCUGAUACCUGGGCAGUACCCAGCUCAUUUGCUUAGGAAACCCAGAAGUGUCCUAAUAUACCUUUUUCUGUGUCUGUCUCUGUCACCUUGGGGCUACUUUGCUUAAACAGAAAUGCAGACCUAGAUAUAACUGUGCCUUUAAAUUCUGAGUAGGGUGCUGCCACAUGCAAAAAAAGUUCAGCGAGGCUGUGAGGUGCCAGAGCUAAUUUAAAUCCUUGAUGCUUGGUUUUGCUGAUGAUGAUAUAAUGUGAUAUUGCACAAUCAUAUGCUGGAUUGUAUCUUUUCUCUAUACUACAUUUAUUUUUCCUGAUACUGUAUCUUUGCCUUUUUGAUAAUGCUAAGAUUUUGAUUGUUUGGGUUUGAUUUCCUUUGUUUUCUCAUAGUGAACAGAUCAUUAAAGGUAGAUGCCCUUUGCCUAGGUAGUCCUGGUAAAUUAGCUGUUACACCUCCGAUGCCCCUUUCCUCAGAGUGGACCACUAUUAGGUUAUUCUCACCCUAAGAACUCUCCAUUAACAAUUUCCUUUCCACAGUUAACAACAAAAAUCUGUUUUAAGUAAAGAGGUUAAGUUUUUUUAACGCCUAGAGGCACAUUCUGACAAGUUUUCAGCUUCUUUUAGCAUUCUUGAUUUCUGCUAUAUGCAAAGCAAAUAAAUUCAAUAAAGCCUG
This is a messenger RNA of Vicugna pacos (alpaca), 6932 nucleotides long. Its product is annotated as KIAA1210 ortholog. Lineage: Eukaryota; Metazoa; Chordata; Mammalia; Artiodactyla; Camelidae. The record is from RefSeq and is a predicted model, not a curated record.